Messenger RNA from Oxyura jamaicensis (ruddy duck), 2691 nucleotides. RefSeq names its product cytoplasmic phosphatidylinositol transfer protein 1-like. Gene Ontology annotation, molecular function: phosphatidylinositol binding; phosphatidylinositol transfer activity. Gene Ontology annotation, biological process: phospholipid transport. Lineage: Eukaryota; Metazoa; Chordata; Aves; Anseriformes; Anatidae. Bases 1148 to 2095 code for a protein of 315 amino acids. The record is from RefSeq and is a predicted model, not a curated record. Gene Ontology annotation, cellular component: cytoplasm. The transcript has 9 exons.
AGCUGGAGACCCCCCCCCCACGAUACCCGAGCCGGCAGCCGGGGCCCCGGGAUGAGCGGGGCGGGCUGUGGGGACGGGGGCGAUGGAGCACUGGGCACCCCCCUCCCGGAACCCCCGGGCCGGCUGGAGCGCACGGUUCAGCCCCAGGCUGGCUGGGGGUCCCGGAGGGGGACACCGGGGGCGUCCCCUCCUUCAGCUGGCUGUGCCGCAUGCCAGGGCCACCUCUGUCGCUGGCGGUGGGUGAGGAGCCUGCCGAGGGGGAUUUAGCUUCUUGCAAACCAGCACCAGUGCCCGGCCCCCUUCCCCACCAGCUGGAAGCCCCUGUGGCCCCCCGAGAUGUCCCUGUGGCCCUCAGUGCCCCUGUGGCCCUAGGGACACUUCUGUGUCCCCGUCUGGACAAGCAACCCCCAGGCAGCCCCCAUCAGCCUCCCCCAAGGGAGCCAGGUCUGAGCCCCACUUGAGGUGACUGCCUGGGGGCUCGCACCCCUGCCGUGUCCCCUCUGUGUCCCUGGUGGCUGCAGACCACAGCCAGGAGCCCCCCAAGGCUGCUCCAGCUGGAGCAGGGACCAGGGGCAAGCGGGGCAGCCUGGCAGUGCCCCUGGCUGGGACCAGUGUCACCAGGGGAGGGACCCCCACAGAGCCCCAGCCUCAUGGGGACACGGCUGUGGGUGCUCCCUGGGGGGCACCCAGGUGGGAGCAGGAUAGGGGUCAGGGUCCGUCCCCAUGGGUCAUAUCCCACCCAUCCCAUUGUCCCCACAGCCGUCUGCCUGGCAGGAUGGGGAUGUGGCACCCCGAAGAGAUAGCACCGUUUCUGGGAGGUGGGGUGGGGAGAGCAGCACACGUGUGCUCCAGGACGGCUGCACCAGGCUGUGGGCGUCUGCACGGCAAGGAAAGGGUUAACGUGUGCCGCGGGGUGUCGGGGUGCCGGGGUGUCCCCGCGGCCGGUGCGCCCGGGCUGCUCCUCGCACCGGUGACCUCGCACCACUGCCAUGGCAACGCCGCGUGAAGUCACCGGUGCUCGCGGCGCGGUGCCAGCGUGGGCGUCCGCUCCCGCAGCCCGCUGUCACCGCGCGCCCCGUGUCCCCCCUCCCCCCCCCCCCCAGGAUGAGCUGCGCCCCCGCCAGCGCCGACGCCUGACCCCGCCACCAUGCUCGUCAAGGAGUACCGCAUCUGCAUGCCGCUCACCACCGAGGAGUACCGCGUAGGGCAGCUGUACACCAUCAGCAAGCACAGCCACCAGGAGAGCGAGAAGGGCGAGGGCGUGGAGGUGGUGAAGAACGAGCCCCACGAGGACCCCGUCCACGGCCCCGGCCAGUUCACCGAGAAGCGCGUCCACCUCUCCAGCAAGCUGCCGAGCUGGGCCCGGGCGGUGACCCCCCGCAUCUUCUACAUCACGGAGAAGGCCUGGAACUACUACCCCUACACCAUCACGGAGUACACGUGCUCCUUCCUGCCCAAGUUCUCCAUCUACAUCGAGACCAAAUACGAGGACAACUGCGGGGACAGCGAGAACAUCUUCCGCAGCGAUAAAAUCCUGGGCGACCACGAGGUCUCGUUCCUGGACAUCGCCUUCGACGAGAUCCCCGAGCGCUACUACCGCAGCCUGGAGGACCCCCGGUUCUUCAGCUCGGCCAAGACGGGCCGGGGGCCGCUGCGGGAGGGCUGGCGCCAGCACACCAAGCCCAUCAUGUGCUCCUACAAGCUGGUGACCGUCAAGUUCGAGGUGUGGGGGCUGCAGACGCGCGUGGAGCAGUUCGUGCACAAGGUGAUCCGGGACAUCCUGCUGAUCGGGCACCGGCAAGCCUUCACCUGGGUGGACGAGUGGUGCGGCAUGACGAUGGAGGAGGUGCGGCGCUACGAGCGGGAGACGCAGGAGGCCACCAACGAGAUCAUCGGCAUGGUGGCCCCCACCAUUUCGGUCAGCGAGGUGGGGCAGCCCACGGCCACGCACUCGGCCCCCGCCAGCGCCCCUUCCACCCCCCUCAGCGACGAAGCCCCCGACUUCCUCGCACCCCCCAAAGCUCGGCCCCGCAAGAAGUCGGCGCCGGAGACCCUGACGCUGCCUGCGCUGCGGGAACGCGCCAGCGCCGAGUGAGGCCGCGCCGUGAGGCCGCGCCGUGCCACCUGCCCGGUCGGACUGUCCUCUCCUCCCUGCCAGCCCUGCCACCCGCCUCGUCCCCUCCGACGGAUGCUGACCCCGAGGGGGGAGCCCGUCGUCAGGGCGCAGGGGAGCCCCGGGGGGGUGCCGGCGACCCUGAGCCGCUGCGGGUGCCCGUGUGGGACGUUGCCACCAUCGCCACGCUGGACCUGCUGUCCCACGGGGAGGGGACGCCCCGCUCCUCGUCCCAGGUGGCGUCGGGCCAUGGCAGCAUCCCAGGCCCUUCGGUCCAGCCGUGGCCGGGCUGGGCGCGUGGCCGUGCCGGGCUGGGUGCCGCGGCAGCCGGGGAGCGAUGCUCGAGCAGCACCCUGCAAGGUAGGCACCGGGCACAGGCGGGGGGGUGUGGGAGUGCCAGUGACAUCCCAGUGCCACCUCCUGGGGCUCCCUGUGGGAUGCCAGGGACCACGCAGCCCCACGCACUCCAGGUCUCGCAGUUGGAGGCCGUGUCAGCGCGAGGGGUGCCGGGGCAGGCUCAGACCUGUAUUUUCUUUGGGAAGACAAGGUCCUUUUCAGAAAUAAAGCUGGAGACGUGG